This is a messenger RNA of Manihot esculenta (cassava), 985 nucleotides long. RefSeq lists its product as uncharacterized. The record is from RefSeq and is a predicted model, not a curated record. The transcript has 9 exons. NCBI's taxonomy places the organism in Eukaryota, Viridiplantae, Streptophyta, Magnoliopsida, Malpighiales, Euphorbiaceae. The coding region runs from base 151 to 780 and encodes 209 amino acids.
UACUUAAAUACCCUCCUUCUUCUCCGCGUGACGCCUGCAGUUCACAAGGGCAUUAAUGUCAAUAAAUCAUCUGGCACCAAAUUUGCAGAAAGCCGGAAUCUUUUUCUCAUAAACAAAGAACUUGUUGCUGGAGAAAUUGAAAGCAGGAAGAUGGCUUGUGCUUUGUUAUCCACUGCUUGCUUUCUCCCUUCACAAAAUAAGGAAGUAACUGGACUUGCAGUGAAUUUGAAGAGUUUUUUCCAUGGCAAAGUGAUUCAUAACAAAAGUUUCUUGAGGAAGGAAACUAGUAGAAUCAAUGGAGGCCAUGUUGCUAUUGUUUCGUUGCUUGGAAGGAGAGUACAGAAGAGGGAGACAGUUAUUCCCGAUCCAGAUUACAGGAUACCAGUUGUCUUGCUCGGUUUAGCUGGUGGAUUAACUUAUACAAAUAAUCUGGCACCAGCUGUACCUGUUGGUCUCCUUGGAUUGCUCCUUUUAUUUCAGACAACAAGAGUGAGAUUUGUUUUUGACGAUGAGGCUCUGGAGGUCAAAGUAGGAGACCAGCUUGAGGAAUCAGGCGAAAAUGUAUUUGUGGGUGGAAAAAAUCGUUGGAAGUUUUCAACAUUUGUGAAUUGGGAACUAUGGUGGCCAAAUUUUCCUAUCCUGGUUUACUUUAAAGAGACUCAAACGAAACCUGAAGGACAAGUGCACUUCUUCCCAGUAAUUUUUAAUGGGAAGCAACUCUAUGAUGUAAUGGUGGAGAGAGCUGGCCCCUCUAAAAACAGUGGCCCAAAACAAUCCUAAAAGCUUGAGCUUUGUAGGCAGAAUUCUCCAGCAAUCCAUCUGUUUAGUGAGGGUAAAACAAGUUUCUACUGAUUGAUUGAAGCAGCAUCGUGUAGAUAUUAUCACAUAGUUUACAAAUCCAUAUCUUCUAUAUGUUGAUGCAUUAUAAAAUUCAGGAGCAGUUUUAGCCAGUGCAAUGAUCAAUUCAAAUAUAUUUUAGUUGCUA